Molecule: messenger RNA, 1842 nt
Organism: Yarrowia lipolytica CLIB122
Lineage: Eukaryota; Fungi; Ascomycota; Dipodascomycetes; Dipodascales
Biological process (GO): ATP metabolic process; proton transmembrane transport
Cellular component (GO): proton-transporting V-type ATPase, V1 domain; fungal-type vacuole membrane
Molecular function (GO): proton-transporting ATPase activity, rotational mechanism; ATP binding; ATP hydrolysis activity
Source: RefSeq, a predicted model, not a curated record
AUGCCCGAAAAGACAACUAAGAAUCUUAAGUCUCUCUCCAUCGACGACGAUGACAAGGCCCAAGGUGCCAUUUACUCCGUCUCUGGACCCGUCGUGAUUGCCGAGAACAUGAUCGGAUGUGCUAUGUACGAAUUGGUCAAGGUUGGCCAUGACAACCUGGUCGGUGAGGUCAUUCGAAUCGAGGGUGAUAAAGCCACUAUUCAGGUUUACGAGGAAACAGCCGGCGUCACAGUUGGAGACCCUGUCACCCGAACUGGUGAACCCCUGUCCGUUGAGCUUGGCCCCGGUCUCAUGGAAACUAUUUACGAUGGUAUCCAGCGACCCCUUAAGGCCAUCCAAGAGAAGUCUGACAGUAUAUACAUUCCCCGAGGAAUUGAUGCCCCUGCUCUAAACCGAGAGAAGAAGUACGCCUUCACCCCUGGCCCUCUCAAGGUCGGAGACCACAUUUCCGGUGGUGACAUCUACGGAUCUGUUUUUGAGAACUCCCUUCUUUCUGACCACAAGAUCAUGCUGCCUCCUCGAGCUCGAGGAACUAUCACCUGGAUUGCCAGCAAGGGUGACUACACUGUUGUUGACGACAUUCUGGAGGUUGAGUUUGAGGGUAAGAAGACCAAGUACAGAAUGCUGCAGAAGUGGCCUGUACGAGUUCCCAGACCCGUGAAUGAGCGACUUACUGCCAACUACCCUCUGCUCACCGGCCAGAGAGUUCUGGACGCUCUGUUCCCUGUUGUCCAGGGUGGUACUACCUGUAUCCCUGGUGCUUUUGGUUGUGGAAAGACUGUCAUUUCUCAGUCCCUUUCCAAGUACUCGAACUCUGACAUCAUUAUCUAUGUCGGAUGUGGUGAGCGAGGUAAUGAGAUGGCGGAGGUGCUCCUGGAGUUCCCUGAGCUCAAUGUUGAGAUCGACGGCCGUGAGGAGCCUAUCAUGAAGCGAACCACUCUGGUUGCCAACACUUCCAACAUGCCUGUCGCCGCGCGAGAGGCAUCCAUUUACACUGGUAUCACUAUCGCAGAGUACUUCCGAGACCAGGGUAAGGACGUCUCCAUGAUCGCCGACUCCUCUUCUCGAUGGGCUGAGGCUCUGCGAGAAAUUUCCGGCCGACUGGGAGAGAUGCCUGCCGACCAGGGUUUCCCUGCAUACCUCGGUGCAAAGCUGGCCUCCUUCUAUGAGCGAGCCGGUAAAGCAGCUACCCUUGGUGGACCUGACCGAGAAGGUUCUGUUUCUAUCGUCGCAGCUGUGUCUCCUCCGGGUGGUGAUUUCUCCGAUCCUGUUACCACUGCUACUCUUGGUAUUACACAGGUUUUCUGGGGUCUUGACAAGAAGUUGGCUCAGCGAAAGCAUUUCCCCUCCGUGAACACCGCUGUAUCCUACUCCAAGUACACCACUGUGCUUGACAAGUACUACAACGAACAUUUCGAGGUCUUUCCUCAGAACCGAGAUAAGAUCAAGGAGAUUCUGACUAACGCUGAGGAGCUUGAGACCGUUGUCCAGCUUGUCGGUAAGUCUUCUCUUUCUGAUACUGACAAGGUUACCUUGGAUGUGGCCACUCUUCUCAAGGAAGACUUCCUUCAGCAAAACGGAUACUCCACUUACGAUGCCUUCUGUCCCAUUUGGAAGACUGCUGCCAUGAUGAAGACCUUCAUCACCUAUCACGAUGAGGCUCAGCGAGCUGUUUCCAACGGUGCUUCUUGGUCCAAGCUGUCUGAGAAAACUGCAGACAUUAAGCACAAGGUUUCCUCGGCCAAGUUCUUUGAGCCUUCGCAGGGAGAGGAAGCUCUCAACAAGGAGUUUGAUAAGCUUGAUGCUGAUAUCGUCGACAAGUUCACCCAGUACUCAGAGUAA